ACACAGCUAUUCAGAUUAUGCAUCAAAUUGGCUUUUUAAACAAAUGGAAAUGAACAACAGUUAAAAUAACAAAGAUUUUUAGAAAGACCUCUGUGUGCUGUAAAGCAUGUAUGCAAAGCUCAGUGACAAAAGGUUUAAGACGCAUGAGCCCUCUAUGGCAAGUACAUUGGAAGGAGGAGUUGCAGGCUCUAAAACCCAGAUAAACUCAUAUAUUUGGACCCAGAACUGCCGGGAAACUCGGAAGAGAAACUGAUUGGAAGACUAUUGCUAUAAAAGUGGAACCCAUUCUUCUGCAACAUCAUUAAUUAAAAAUAAAUACGCAAAUAAAUUAUCGGCAACAUAAUGACUGAUCUUGGUGCUUUUUGAAUCUCUGGAUGAUUUUAUUCUUUAGGAAUUACUAUUGACAUUUUUCUAUCCCUUUUAGUAUAUAUUUGUACAUAAAAUAUAACUGGACAGUUCAGGUUUCAUAUUGUUUAAUAAUAUUAUUGAAUGUUAAAACACUUCCCAAGGAUGAGUGCAGAAGGAUACCAGUACAGAGCUUUAUAUGACUACAAAAAAGAGCGGGAAGAAGACAUUGACUUGCAUGUAGGGGAUAUAUUAACUGUGAAUAAAGGUACCUUACUAGCACUUGGAUUCAGCGAAGGGGAAGAAGCAAAGCCUGAAGAAAUUGGUUGGUUGAAUGGCUUUAAUGAAACCACAGGGGAGAGGGGUGACUUUCCAGGAACAUAUGUAGAGUACAUUGGAAGAAAAAAGAUUUCUCCUCCAACUCCAAAGCCUCGUCCUCCACGACCCCUUCCUGUAGCACCAAGCCCUGCAAAAGUUGAAGCGGAGUGUGAACAACAAGCUUUUGCACUUCCAGAUCUCACAGAGCAGUUUUCACCCCCUGAAGUGGCUCCAUCGUUCCUUAUCAAGAUAGUGGAGGCUAUCGAAAAGAGAGGUCUGGAGUGUUCCACUUUGUACAGAACUCAAGGGUCAAGCAGCUCUGCAGAAUUAAGACAAAUUCUUGAAUGUGAGCUGUCUUCAUUGGAUUUUGACACAAUUGACUUGCAGACCUUAUCAGAUGCUCUCAAGAGAUAUCUCCUGGACCUGCCAAAUCCAGUCAUUCCAGCAUCUGUGUACAGUGAAAUGAUUUCUGUAGCUCAAGAAGUGCAGAGCUCAGAGGAUUAUGUUCAGUUGCUGAAGAGACUCAUCAGAUCUCCAAAUACACCUCCCCAGUAUUGGCUCACCCUUCAGUAUUUACUGAAACAUUUCCUCAGACUUUGUCAAGCCUCCAGCAAAAAUCUUCUGAAUGCAAGAUCCCUCGCUGAAAUUUUUAGCCCUCUACUUUUCAAAUUCCAGAUAUCAAGCUCUGAUAAUGCUGAGCACCACAUAAAAAUCCUAGAUGUUUUAAUCACAAGUGAAUGGAAUGAAAGACAACCUGUACCAGCAUUGCCUCCUAAACCCCCAAAACCUAGUACUGUAACUAACAACGGUAUGAAUAACAACAUGUCAUUACAAGAUGCUGAAUGGUACUGGGGAGAUAUCUCAAGGGAGGAAGUAAAUGAGAAGCUUCGAGACACUGCUGAUGGCACCUUUCUAGUACGAGAUGCUUCUACAAAGAUGCAUGGAGACUAUACGCUCACACUAAGGAAAGGAGGAAAUAACAAAUUAAUCAAAAUAUUUCAUCGAGAUGGGAAGUAUGGCUUUUCUGACCCAUUAACUUUCAACUCUGUGGUUGAGCUAAUAAACCACUACCGGAACGAGUCUCUAGCCCAGUAUAAUCCUAAACUGGAUGUAAAAUUACUUUAUCCUGUAUCCAAGUAUCAGCAGGAUCAAGUUGUAAAAGAAGACAGUAUUGAAGCAGUGGGAAAGAAAUUACACGAAUAUAACACUCAGUUCCAAGAAAAGAGCCGAGAAUAUGACAGGCUCUAUGAAGACUACACCAGAACAUCUCAGGAAAUUCAGAUGAAAAGAACAGCUAUUGAAGCAUUUAAUGAGACCAUAAAAAUAUUUGAAGAGCAGUGCCAGACACAGGAAAGAUACAGCAAGGAGUACAUUGAGAAAUUUAAACGGGAAGGAAAUGAAAAAGAAAUACAAAGAAUUAUGCACAACUAUGAAAAACUGAAGUCUCGAAUAAGUGAAAUUGUGGACAGCAGACGCAGACUGGAAGAGGAUUUAAAGAAACAAGCAGCUGAAUAUAGAGAGAUUGACAAACGUAUGAACAGCAUUAAACCAGACCUCAUACAACUGAGAAAGACAAGAGACCAGUACUUGAUGUGGCUAACUCAAAAAGGUGUUCGACCAAAGAAGUUAAAUGAAUGGCUUGGGAAUGAAAAUACUGAAGACCAAUACUCCAUGGUGGAAGAUGAUGAAGACUUGCCCCAUCAUGAUGAGCGAACGUGGAAUGUAGGAAAUAUCAACAGAAGCCAAGCUGAAAAUUUGCUGAGGGGAAAACGGGAUGGAACAUUCCUUGUUCGGGAAAGCAGCAAACAAGGCUGCUAUGCCUGCUCUGUGGUGGUGGAUGGCGAAGUAAAGCACUGUGUGAUAAACAAAACGCCAACUGGGUAUGGAUUUGCAGAGCCAUAUAAUUUGUACAACUCCCUCAAAGAACUGGUGCUACAUUACCAGCACACAUCCCUUGUGCAGCACAAUGACUCCCUCAAUGUCACACUAGCCUACCCGGUAUAUGCACAGCAGAGGCGAUGAAGACCUUGAUACCUGGGUUUUUUUAAAAAAAAUGCAACAACAUUGAGGCCUCAGGAGAGAGAGAAGGCUCCUUUCAACUUAAGUGAUGAAGUUGAGCUGCAGUAUCAAAGCUGUCUGUCUUCAGAUGGAACUAGAGCUUUCUUCGCAACUGCAGAGGGAGAGAUCACAGUAUUAAGCUGUGAAUGAAUGUUUCUAAUCUAAAGUGCUUUUUAUUAAGAGAAAAACACGAAAGAAAGAAAUGCUAAACCUGUCUCCCUGCAGGGACAUAGAGGCCUUUAACCAUGGUGCUUGUUUACGAUCUCUUUGAAGCUUUACCAGCUAAAAUGUUGGAUUCUGCAGAGCCACGGUGUAACAGGUCUUUGUAAUUCAGUUAACGGAAUUUCUCGGCAGUGACCUGGUUCGGAUUUGGUGUUACAGUACUCAGUGGAUCCAGACACGCAGCAUUGUGGAGUUUUGGUUUCUGAUGAAUGAUAUGUAGCAGAAUGGCACUUUCGUUUAUAAGGGACACUUUAAAAGGACUUCAGUUACAGUAUGUUGUUCAGAAGAAUUGAUGUAAUAACAAAGUGCCAGGAAGUGUUUUAGACAUUUAAAAUCCUGUUUUAAGAACAUAUUUAAGACUGAAGAAAACAGGACUUUCAAUGGCAUACAGUAUAUAAUAAUGUACAUAAUCCUGGAUGACUAACUAUCAUUGGUGGAAAAUAUCAAUACCAAACUGCUUCUAUUUUCUCUCUUCUGUUUGCUGAAAGCUGAAUCCUUAGCCUGUGCUAUGCAAUACUGAAUUUUUUUAGGCUGUAGUUCUCUAUCAAGUGUACCUAUAGGCUAAGCUUUUUUCUCUUUUUCUUUCUCUUUUUUUGCCUGAAAAUGUUUUCCUGAUUAUUAUUUUGUUAAUAUUCACUUUGUUGGGUUUUUUGUUUGUUUUUUUUUGUUUGUUUUAUAAGUGUACAGGAUGCCAGAAAAGUUGGCCUCAAAAUUGAAACUAUGAAAUAUUUUACAGUUUUCUUUGUAUAGAAUAUUGAGCUGCAGGCUCAAUGUUUAAAAAGUUCAUAAUUUUUUUGACUAAAUAUUUGUUGGGCAGUGCCUGAUAAGCUUCAAAGCUGCUUUAUUCAAUAAAAUAUAUGAACAUUACAAAGUAUCAUUGAGUCCAACAAUAUUGUUUCAAGAAUAUCUUUAGAAUACGGUACCAUGCUGUUUGCUUUGUAAAGGUUUUUGGACUUUAGUCUAGAUUGUCUUUGUGUCUGGAAGAAGAAAAACGUGUAUCCAUUUCUGAUGGUUACUGUAGAAAAACAAAUGAAAAAUUGGAUACUAGAAUAGUCCAUUUUAAUUUCAAAAUUAAUACAUGUAGAGUCUUCAUAGCAAGUAAAAUGUCAUCUUAACCUACCUUGGUAGACUUUUUGUUGGCAUGUCAAGGUACUUUUCUUUUCAUAUGAAGGAAGUUUCUCUAGAGUAUAUGUGUAAGAUUCCCAAGUUUAUGCAGAACAGCAAGCUAAUUAAGAGCAGGAAACCUUGCUUUUUAUAAAAACGUUUUUGGGCUUUCCAGAAUUAACAUUCUGUAGUUUUUCACAAAUUUAUGAACUGAAAGGUAUUUUCACCUUCAGGAAAAAAAAUAAAAUUUCAGGUACCAAAGAGUUGUAGGGUUUCUAUUCAGUGAAAAACAAAUUUCAGAGUCCCACUAACCAAAAGGAUGUAGAAUUAUUUUCUGUGGUGGCCUCCAAUUGUUUUCUCAUUAUUGUCCCUACCAACACACACAAACUUGUGCUGCUAUUUCACAUAUCAUAGAUUAACAAGGCAGUUGAUGGAUGUGGGGAAUCCUGAAGGUUUUUAGUCUAGCUGAAUAUCUGAGUCUGUUCUUCAGUUAAGAUGCAAGUAGAACAUCCAUUAUUACCUGAAAGAAUAGAGCCCACUGAGUUCUUUGAGUACUGACCCUGCUAGAAAACUGUCUCUUAAGAUGAAGUCUGUAUUUAGAAAUUUUUACUUUUAGGAAAUAUUAUAAGAAAAUUAGUUUAUCACCCAUGGUUUCUACAUUACCAUUCAUUUCUGAGGCUGUGAGGUUUUCAUUUUUAUUUUAUAAGCUUAUUGACUUUGCUUUUCUCUGGAAUUUUCUUACUUGAACCUAGUUUUUCAUGUCAGAGAGCAAAGUUCAACUGCCAUUAAUUUAUCAGAAAUCGUUCUUUCAAAACCAUGCUGAACAUUUUUUGUUUUCUUAUGUUUUUCUUGUGAUUUUUUUUUUUCUUUCUGAAGUCUGCAACUCAUCUCUUCUUCCCAGGCAGACUUCUCAAAG
Molecule: messenger RNA, 4963 nt
Organism: Gavialis gangeticus (Gharial)
Lineage: Eukaryota; Metazoa; Chordata; Crocodylia; Gavialidae
Gene: PIK3R1
Product: phosphoinositide-3-kinase regulatory subunit 1
Exons: 17
Coding region: 490-2685 (731 amino acids)
Biological process (GO): insulin receptor signaling pathway; phosphatidylinositol phosphate biosynthetic process
Cellular component (GO): phosphatidylinositol 3-kinase complex
Molecular function (GO): 1-phosphatidylinositol-3-kinase regulator activity; protein binding
Source: RefSeq, a predicted model, not a curated record